GGCGUGAGCGCAGGCUAGCAGCUGAUGCAACCGCCCCCCGCGCCGGACGCGCCCUCUGAUUGGCCGGCGCCGCGCGGUCAGCCCGCGGAUUGGCUGGCGCGCCGGGGCGGGGCGGCGGGCGCGGGUGCCGCGUGGCGGGAGCCUGGGUCGGUCCUCUUGGGCGGGGACCCGGGCCCUGGACGCAGCGCGCCGAGCUGGGCCGGCGGGACUGGGUCCCUGUCCGGGAGGGCGCCGCUGGGGCGAGGACUGGGCGACCCGGGGACGUGGCCGGUACGCCCCCCCACACCUACCGCCGCUCCUGCAGUGUGGUCCAGCGGCCGCUGCCAGCUGGACACCAUGAGCGUGGGCUUCAUCGGGGCAGGCCAGCUGGCCUUUGCCCUGGCCAAGGGCUUCACGGCCGCAGGCGUCGUGGCUGCCCACAAGAUCAUGGCCAGCUCCCCGGAUAUGGACUUGGCCACCGUAUCUGCGCUCAGGAAGCUGGGGGUGAACCUGACGGCGCACAACACGGAGGCCGUGAAGCACAGCGACCUACUGUUCCUGGCCGUGAAGCCGCACAUCCUCCCCUUUGUCCUGGACGAGCUGGGCGCGCACAUACAGCCGCGGCACCUGGUAGUGUCCUGCGCGGCUGGCGUCACCAUCAGCUCCAUUGAGAAGAAGUUGGCGGCCUUCCUGCCGGCCCCCAGGAUCCUCCGCUGCAUGACCAACACGCCGGUUGUGGUGCGGGAGGGAGCCACGGUGUACGCCAGGGGCACACACGCGCAGCUGGAGGAUGCCGAGCUCCUGGAGCAGCUGCUGGGCAGCGUGGGCUACUGCACGGAGGUGGAGGAGGACCUCAUCGACGCAGUGACGGGGCUCAGCGGCAGCGGCCCGGCCUACGCCUUCACAGCCCUGGAUGCGCUGGCCGAUGGAGGAGUGAAGAUGGGUCUCCCGCGACGCCUGGCCGUGCGCCUGGGGGCCCAGGCCCUGCUGGGGGCCGCCAGGAUGCUCCUGGCCUCGGAGCAGCACCCAGGCCAGCUGAAGGACAACGUGUGUUCCCCAGGCGGCGCCAGCAUCCACGCGCUGCACGUGCUGGAGAGCGGUGGCUUCCGCUCUCUGCUCAUUGACGCUGUGGAAGCAUCCUGCACCCGCACAAGGGAGCUGCAGGCCAUGGCAGACUGCGAGGAGGUGCCCACAGCCGCCAUCAAGAGGACCGUUCUGGACAAGGUGAAGCUGAGCUCUUCACGGAGGACCUCAUCGGCGCCCUGUGGUCCAGCCCCUCUAGGCAAGCGGGACUGAGGCACCCCAAGUGUGGAAGCUGAGGUCCACCCAGGGUGUGCCUGAAUCUCCCACGCCCUUUCCUGAUGUCUGUGGAGGCACACAUUACCUUCCUAGGCGCCAGACAUGGAUCGGUGACCUGGUGCUGGAACAGCUGCCCUCCCUCCCAUCUGAGCAGAGUGAGGGGCCCGGCAGCCCCUCUGCGGCCCACUUUUCCUCUUGGGCCUUUGGGUUCAAUAAACUGGCUUCCAGCC
Molecule: messenger RNA, 1508 nt
Organism: Sorex fumeus (smoky shrew)
Lineage: Eukaryota; Metazoa; Chordata; Mammalia; Eulipotyphla; Soricidae
Gene: PYCR1
Product: pyrroline-5-carboxylate reductase 1
Exons: 8
Coding region: 25-1275 (416 amino acids)
Biological process (GO): L-proline biosynthetic process
Molecular function (GO): pyrroline-5-carboxylate reductase activity
Source: RefSeq, a predicted model, not a curated record